ACUUUAAAAAACUACCAGGUUCCAAGGCAGCCAAACAUUUGUUUCGGCCCGAGGCCGUGUCUGAGAGUGUGGAGGACACAGACCCCGUGGUGGCCUUAGAGUGGGACCCUCUGUCCACGGACUACCUCCUGGUGUGUAACCACAGGGCUGGGGUUCGACUACUGGACGUGCCUACCCAGACCACCAUCAUGGACUUCCAGCUGCCCAGCGCCGCCUCGCGUGUUCAGACCAUGUCCUGGGUCAAGAACGCUCCGGGAAUGUUUCUGACUGGUGAUUACAAAGGCGGAAUUCUACGCGUGUGGAGCGUGUCAAACUCCACGCCCAUUGAGAACAUCAAGAUCAAAGGCACGGGCUUCCACCGGCUAGAGGUUAUCCACCCUCCCGCAAACAGCAACAGCAGCAACAACAACAGCAACAGCCACAGUUCCUCACAGGGCUCUCUGGAUGACAAGGACAACCACCAUGUUUCUUCUACGAGUGAGGCUCGAUCCCCCGCCAUGACCACGUUGUCACACUUUACACUACCACACUCGCACGUCGUCUGUGCCUUCAACGAUGGGGGGAUAGGGCUCUACGACCUGGGAAGGAAAAAGUGGGUCUUUCUCAGGGACCAGGGUCACAUUGAGACAAUCUUUGACUGCAAGUUCAAACCAGACAACCCAGAUCUUCUGGCCACGGCAAGUUUUGACGGGAGCAUCAAAGUCUGGGACAUUACCAGCAUGACCUGUUUACUGUCGUCCCCCGGCAAUGAAGGCAUCAUCUACCAGAUCUCAUGGGCUCCCUCAGACCUGGACUGUAUCGUGGCCUCCACGGCACGCACCGGCGUCUUUGUCUGGGACACCACGAAGGGCAAGGUCAUCACCAGGCUCAAUAAUCACGUGGCGAAGACGAGCGUGUUCUCAGUGUCGUGGAACCAGGCAGACUCCAGGCGCAUCAUGACCUGUGGGAUGGACAGCUACUGCGUGAUCCAGCAGGUGGAUGGUACAGUGUUGCAGAAGUACAAGCACCCAGCGGCCGUCUACGGAGGUGACUGGAGCCCUUUCAACAAAGACAUGCUGGCCACGGCCUGUGAGGACAAGUGUGUGCGUGUGUUCUACAUGGCGUCUCACUCGGAUCAGCCCAUCAAAGUCUUCUCAGAGCCGUCCAACAGCUCGACGACGUCUUUGUCUCUGGUGGGCAAGGUAUCUGUGCAACUACAGAGCACGCACAGCUUGAAAGGCGCACGCUCGCCCAAGACAAUAGAAGCUUUCUCGAGAUUCUUUUCUCACCCAUGUGGCACCAACAACCUGUGGGACCUGGUGGGUGCGGUGGGAGGCAGCGAUACCAUGAUGCUCUCCCCUGCCUACCCGCACGGCAUCGUGCACCGCAAACACAUAACGCAGUUCAAAGGGUCCGAGGCUCAGCAGCAAGAGAUGAUCAAGAUGUCCAAGUUUGGCGCGGGGAUCGGUGCGCCGGGCAAGGAGGAGAGGUUGAUGGGAGCGGCUGCGACUCACAUACGACUGGGGAACGUACAGAGGUACUGUGAGCUGAUGGUGGAGGUGGGAAAGUGGGAACGAGCGCUGGCCGUGGCCCCAGCAGUAUCCAUGAAGUACUGGCAACAGCUCAACCAGAGGUACUCCACGGCCCUGCUGCGUGAAGACAGCGACGACGCGGUGCCUUUCUGUGUGGCCGCCGGGGAUGUGCCAGGCUUGGCCUCCUUCUUCACGGCGCGCGGUCAGCUCAAUGACGCUGUGCUGGUCACUCAGGCGGCCUGCGAGGGCUCCAUCUCUGCCCCGAAGGUCAAAGGUGACUCCAAGGAGCGGAGACAUCAGAGGAACAACAGCAGUGGAGCCGUGUUUGACAGUUUGGCAGUGGAGGCUAUGGAGACUCUCGCUGACUUUCACUUCCGUAACGGUUCCCCGACCCUAGCAGCCUGCUGCCAUCUGGCUGUCGAUGACCAAAAGAAAGCGAUGUCCAAACUGAUCCGGGGUCAUGAGCUGGAGUUGGCCUUGAGCGUGGGUCGUGUGCUGGGGGGGGCGACAGAGGAGACGGAUGUGGUGUUAGAACUACUGUCUAGGCGCUGUGAGACUUUGGGCAAGUGGCUGGUCUCCCGUCUAUGUCGUCGUGCGAGGAGAAGGCCAAGUCCCUGGAAGCGUCAGGCUGCGACGUCUUCGACUGUGUCAAGCUUUACCUUCUCUCCCCCGUACCAGAGAGAGGCUUACAGCUGGGACUACGUGCUCUCAGAGGGAAGUUACAGUCCCCCAACUACACAGCUGAUGACGUGGUUCCCAUGCUGCGCUUGUUGGGCUGUAUCAAGACAGAGAAACUACAGCAUUCAAAGCAAACUGAGUCCAUGCAUGAGCUGCUGGCUCUGUCUGCUUACUUUGGAGGGCUGGUCGCCAUCAAGAGGAAGUAUUUCCCUGUGGUGUUGCCGCUCUUUGAACACGCAAGAUCUGUGAUCAGCAGAAACUCUCUACAGCUGGCUAUUUCAGACAAGCAAAUUGAGGCAGACGCCAGAAUCUUCUUUGCCAUGCUAGAGAACAGACUGACUGAGGACUUGCGCCCCCAGUACCAAGCUCUGCUGACCCGGUGUGGCAGUGACACUGAGUGGGUGGUGGAGGCGGGCGAAGACUGUGUGGCUAGUUCACACUUACCGUCACACUCUGACGUGCACACGUCUUACUUGUCCAACCAACGCAUCAAGGGCCAGCCUUACUUCCUGGAGGACGGCCGGUCGUGUGUGUCGCUGAACGAGGCUCUGAUGUGGGCCAAGGUCAACCCAUUCUCCCCUCUGGCAUCGGGCGUCAGGAUAAACCCCUUCUAGACAUUCUCCACACCUCAGUGGAUGUAGUUACGUCAAUGAUUGUCAAAAGGCCAGUGACUGUAGAUGCAUCUAUGAUAGUCAAAACGCCAGGGAUUGUAGAUGUGUCAGUCGUUGUCCAAUGCCAAUGAUUGUAGAUGUGUCAGUCAUUGUCCAAUGCCAAUGAUUGUAGAUGUGUCAGUCGUUGUCCAAUGCCAAUGAUUGUAGAUGUGUCAGUGGUUGUCCAAUGCCAAUGAUUGUAGAUGUGUCAAUGAUUGGUUUGUGUUGUCAUCAUAAAGGCUUUUAUCUCCUGGAAAGCUGCACCCAGCGACCUGUGGUCAGAGCCACUGUGCCGGUGAUAUAUUAACGGUGGCUCGGGCGCAUUCCUUUACGCCGAAUUUGACGUCACAUUAGUUUUCGGCAAUUGUCGAAAACAAGUCUCUUUUGAUGGGAGUUCAUUCAUUAAAAGAAGAACUAUCAAAAUAGGUUCACUUGUUUUGAUUGAGUUACCAAAUUGGUGAUAUCAAUUUUACUUUUAGUUUUUGAACCAAAAUAGGGCCUAGGCAUAGUGGGUUUACCCCCCCCCCCCCCCCCCUCGUAGAUAAAGAGUUUACUCAUAUCUCCGGUAAGCUGCUUCUAGCGGCCUGUGGUCAGAGCCACUGUGCUGGUGAUUUGCUGUCACAAGCUCUGUCAAAUUCCUUUAUAACGACAAGGAUAUUAUAUUGACUUUCGGCAAUCGUUGAAAAUAUGUGUCUCUUACCGAAUUCUUUCGCUAGAUGAAGAACUAUUAAAGUAGUUACAUAUGUUCUGAUUUUAUGUCCAGUUUAGUGACUUGUAUGUUGGUGUCGGGUUUUGCACUAAAGGAGGACUCCGUGUUGUGGGAAAACCUUUCGGAGAUUAAGAGUUUAGCAGAUGUGCCAACGAUUGUAGACAAUCCAACAUUAGCAGAUGUACGAUCAAUUAUAGAUGCUUGUGUGCCAAUGUUUUGUUCUUUUUGUCAUCGGAGCCUUCGCCUCUGUGUACCAAUCUCUGGUUCUUGUUGCUUCAGAAGGGCCUGUGGUAUCAGUAUUUUUUUAUUUACAUUUGGCAUUACCGCAGAAUGAGGAGAAAGACAGAAGGUGCAAUAAUAAUUAUC
Messenger RNA from Aplysia californica (California sea hare), 3914 nucleotides. RefSeq names its product WD repeat-containing protein 17. Gene Ontology annotation, molecular function: protein binding. The record is from RefSeq and is a predicted model, not a curated record. Lineage: Eukaryota; Metazoa; Mollusca; Gastropoda; Aplysiida; Aplysiidae.